This is a messenger RNA of Diversispora eburnea, 1557 nucleotides long. NCBI's taxonomy places the organism in Eukaryota, Fungi, Glomeromycota, Glomeromycetes, Diversisporales, Diversisporaceae. The record is from the annotation of a GenBank genome assembly.
AUGCACAAUCAUAUUCUCGCCAAGAGACUUCAGAAACGUCGACGAAUAUUUCGCUUUUUAAAAAAGUGGAUUCCUAAACUUCGUUACGUCUUAUUUGUAAUUGGAGUGGGUUGGUUAUUUGUUUUUCCCUUAGAGCAAUAUAGUAAGAAUACUUAUAUAUCAGAAAAUGCUCUUCUUCCUGGUCAGGUAAAUACAUAUUAUAAUUGGCCGCAAGUUCAUGAAGCGGUAACAUAUAGAAAUGAAAUUGUAUCAAUAACAAAUUCUUCUAAUAUUGAUAUUUUCUUCGGGGAAGUUAAUGUAUUUGGAAUUUUAAAUGCACCCCGAGUAGAUGGAACCGAAGCAUUGGUUCUUAGUGCACCUUGGAUAUCAAAGGAUGGAAUAACCGAUGGAGGUGAAGCAGGUGUUCAAGCAUGGUUGGAGUCAUAUCAUGAUCAUAAAUUAUCAGAUAUAAUGGCUGAUCCUCUAUUAUUGAGAUCAGGUGCAAUUCAAGCAGCAAUAAAUCUUGACUUUCCAGGAGGUUUAAAUGGCCAACUUCCUAAUUUGGAUUUAAUAAAUACUGUCAUUCGUAUUUGUCGAGGAUCAAGUUAUCUACAUCAUAUUCCAAUUUCUUUGCAUGAUUCCGGUCAUCCUUACGUACCAAAUGAUUCAGGUGAUUAUUAUUCCUCAUUUGAUAAUUUAUUGACAACAAUGAAAUAUCAAGCUUUAGGUCAUCCAACUGGAAGCCAUGGAUUAUUUUUUAGAUAUAAAAUUGAUGCAAUCACUUUAUAUGGUCGCACUGAUUCAUCUAAUAGUAAACAUCCUUAUAGUUUUUUGGAAAUUGGAUCUAUUGUGGAACCAACAUUUAGAACCACGGGUGAUAAUUCCGCCGAUGCGGUCGAAGAUGCAGUAGUAACAGACGAUAAUAAAAUGUCUGUUGAUGUUAUUUCUUCAUCAUCAACAGCAUAUCUUAGACGACCUAGAAAAAUUUUAUUUCCCGUUAUUGCAUUGAUUAUGGCACAUUUUGCUGGAUUUCUUAUUUUCUUUGUAGUCAAGAAUCAUUUUAUAUUGAGUAAAAUAUCAAAUUUCUUUGGAAUUGAGGGUUAUUUAUUCACAUUAACGAUAACAAUAAAUAUCUCAGCAAUAGUAACAAUAGUUGAAGAUAAUAAUGAUAAUGAUGAUAUUGAUUCUAUUUUAUUAUUAUUAUCAUCAUCAAGUCAACAAAUAUUAUCUAAAAAAUCAUCUUUAUUAUUACUUAAUUGUUUACAAUUAUUAAUAUUAAUAAUUAUUUCACCUCCAGGAAUAUUAAUUAUAUCAGGUACAAAUUUAGAAGAAUUUUUAAGUUGGAUUAUAAUGGAAUAUGAAUUAUUUGGAGACAAAGCUAAAGGAUUUCAAUCGUAUAUAAACUCUGCUCUUGCUGGAAAUAUAGCUGUAAUACCAAAGUAUGAUUUAGGAGUUCGCUAUGCAACGGACAAAGGAAUUGAUGAGGAUCAAGUGAAGACAAUUAAAUGGUUUAAAGCAGCUGAAAAUGAUUAUACUUAUAGUCAAUGUUUAAUUGAAAAUAUUUCUAUGAAGAAUUGA